Messenger RNA from Solanum pennellii, 806 nucleotides. RefSeq lists its product as uncharacterized. The record is from RefSeq and is a predicted model, not a curated record. The coding region runs from base 75 to 638 and encodes 187 amino acids. NCBI's taxonomy places the organism in Eukaryota, Viridiplantae, Streptophyta, Magnoliopsida, Solanales, Solanaceae. The transcript has a single exon.
UUUGUCUCUCCUUCUUAAGUUAAACCAACAAAAACUCACAAUUAAAAAAAAAAGAAGUUCUCCCAUACGUGAAAAUGGAUCAAAAAUUACCAGUUAUAGGGAAAAAGUUCUGGAAAAUAGUCCGUGUGGCUUACUUCAUGUUGAGGAAAGGAUUAUCAUCAAAGAGAAAACUAAUGUUCGAUCUCAACUUAUUAAUGAAACGUGGUAAGAUUGCUGGAAAAACCGUCUUCCAAAAUCUGAUGUUCCAGGGCCAUAAUAAUAAUAAUCAUGUUCAUCAAUCAACUUCAAAAGAGUAUUACGAGUUCAGCUGCAGUAACAGCCCCGCUUUUCACCUCCCUUUCAACCUCAACAAGCGCAUUAACAAGAACAAUCACAAUGCAGUACCUGUCACUGAACACGAUGACGUUUCAAUGAUGAACGCUGCCGUUUUGAAGGCAUUAGAAAUGCUACAGAGCGAAACAGCAUCACCUGCUUUGCCUGGAUUCGGAAGGACUCCAACGGUCAGGCAAUUAAGAAUCACUGACUCGCCGUUCCCACUAAGAGAAACUGACAUGAUAGGCAACGUUGAUGAGAAAGCUGAUGAAUUCAUUUCUCGAUUUUACAGAGAUUUGAGAAGAGAAGCAUCCGCUUUUGCUUAAUGUUUUGGAGUUUUAUUUUUUUUCACUUUUCUAAUUGGGGUAUUAAUUCGGGAAAUUUUUAGAAAAAAUUGAACGUUAAGAGUUUAUAUAUGUAAUGAUAACCACCCUUCGCUACUUUGUUUCAUCAUAUGGUUAAUACAUUCAAGGUCUGAAAGUCCUAAAAUUUUG